Molecule: messenger RNA, 5961 nt
Organism: Dovyalis caffra
Lineage: Eukaryota; Viridiplantae; Streptophyta; Magnoliopsida; Malpighiales; Salicaceae
Source: the annotation of a GenBank genome assembly
AUGCAUGGAUGUGUUUCAGGAUCUGCUCUCCUAGUAAAUGCUGAGGUUGAUUCCAUGGGUGGGGUUGUUGAUGGCGGAGUUGGUAUUGGUAUAAAACCCUCUCCGCGGCGAGCAGCAAUUGAGAAGGCUCAGGCAGAACUUAGACAAGAGUAUGAUGUUCGUGAGGAGCGGAGAAGGGAGCUAGAAUUUCUUGAGAAAGGUGGCAAUCCUUUGGAUUUUAAAUUUGUGAAUGCAGCUUCGGUUAGUGUCCAGUCUACUUCACUCACAGAUCAUCAUGUCGAACAGUUUGUUACUAGUGAAGCAAAAGGCAGUUUUCCACUGACUGCAUCACCUCAUGGGGAUUCUGUAGAAAGUAGUGGUAGACCAGGGGCUACUGCAGUUUGUGAGCCCAAUAGUGCCGACAAUUUUGAUGGUGAAAAUGAGUUACUUGAAGUUGAAAGGAAACCGAGACAACCUAGUAGAAGGAAUAAUGUCACUCAAUCAGAGCAGUCUUCACAGAUGGAGGGGACUCAUAAUGCCAAGGAAUCAGAAGAUUCUGCUAUUUUUCGGCCUUAUGCUCGAAGGAAUAGGUCCAGACCAAAUCGUGAUGGUGCUCGAUCAAGUUCAACUGAUGUUGUUCAGAGUUCAGUUGGUCAUGGAUCUUCCUUACCGGUUCGUGGGGGUGCAAGGGAUGUGAAGGGUUUGGCAACUGAAACAGACAAUAAUAAAGACCAGAUUAUCACUUCUGUCUCUAACCCAAAGUCCACAGCUUCAAACGGUGACAUGGUUUCCCAGAUUGAGGCUUCCAAUACCCAGUCAAACAUGGAGCUUGAUUGUGUGCAGGCUCCAAAAACAGUAGCUAACCUGCCUGAAGAUAGGUUGGAUGUUACAGAGUCCAAUGUCUCAAGGGAUAACCAGCAUGAUCAACCUUCAGAAGCUGAUGCUGAGAAAGCACCCAAUGAUAUUGCUUCUAGGGAAUGUGAUCAUGAUGGAGGAAAAGAGCAGGUUAUUUCAGCUGGUCCUGAAGGUCUACCUUGUGCUGAAUCAACAAAGGCUGAGAAUGAAACUGGUCCUUGUCUGCUUAAUGGCUUUAGUGACUUGAAAAAAGAUGGAAAUGAAGGUCAAAAUGGUAAUACAUCAAUGGGAACUAAAGGAUUUGAUUCAGAUUCCUCGUGCACCCAAAAUAGCGUAAGCUUGGAUGUAAACAAUGACAGCGUUUUGUGUGCUAAUCGUAGAAAUGAUGAUACUAAUGAAACACUUUUGAAAGAAUCAUCAGAAUUUGAAGGAGCACGAAGUUUACCAUUGGGUAGUAUGGGAAAUGAAAAAAAGAGACCAAGUCUAUUGAAUGUGUUACUGCCAUCAAUGAUGGAAGAAAUGAGAAGUUUUCACUCUCAAAAUGAGGUGAAGUGUCCUAAUCUUGAAGGGGUGGAACAAAAUGAUGACGUUGCAUCUGAGGCUGAUAUAAAGGUGGGCAACAUGUUGGCUGAUGGUUCAAAUUCCAACAGGGGAAAAAAUUACUCCAUUGGUCCCCAGGGCUCUAUGGAUCCAUCGAUUCAAGAGCUUCCCCACCCUAUCUUGUCAGAGAAAAACUCUUCUGCUGCCCUUGACCCUCAAUCUUGUUCUGAUACACACUUGAAAUUGGCAGACAAGGCUCAUGAAGAUUCUGUUUUGGAAGAGGCACGGAUUAUAGAGGCUAAGCGCAAGAGGAUUGCUGAGUUAUCUGUUGGAACGGUGCCCUCAGAGAGUCAUCAGAAAUCUCACUGGGAUUUUGUCCUUGAAGAAAUGGCAUGGUUGGCAAAUGAUUUUGCACAGGAGCGUCUCUGGAAGAUGACUGCUGCUGCUCAAAUAUGUCGCCGUGUUGCUUUUACUUCUCGAUCAAGAGUUGAAGAACAAAAUCAGCAUUUGAAGCUUAAAAAAGUUGCUUAUAGUCUGGCUAAAGCUGUCAUGCAGUUCUGGCAUUCAGCGGAGGUGUAUCUAAGUAACAAUUGUCAAAGUGUUGGUUCAAAGAAUGGCAAGGAUGAGACGAGGAUGUUUGAGGGGAAUGAAUUUUCUGUCAACAAGUUUGGAGAAAUUGAUAAGGCGACAUGCAAAGAGUUAGAGAUACAAAAUCCUGCCAAAAACAUUGCACAUGCCAUUCAUGGAUAUGCUGUAAGGUUUUUGAAAUAUAACAGCUCUGCUGUUCCUUCCCUUCAAGCAGAAGCACCAGCAACUCCUGACAGAAUAGCUGAUUUUGGCUUGCUGGACAUUUCAUGGGACGACCACCUUACGGAAGAAAGCCUGUUCUAUGCAGUUCCUUCAGGUGCCAUGGAAAUGUACAGAUUGUCCAUUGAAUCUCAUAUUGUGCAAAGUGAGAAAACUCGCAAUAGCAUGCAGGAGGAGGUCGAUACAUCUAUUUAUGACACUCCAGCAGACUUUGGAUAUCAUGGUAAUGCAUAUGAUGAGGAGGAAGGAGAAACAAGUGCUUACUAUAUGCAUGGAGUCUUUGAAGGUAGCAAAGCAGCAAAACAUGACCAGAAGAAAUGGAAAAACUUCACAAAGUCACCCUCUGCAAGAUCAUAUGAUCUGGGAACUGAUUCACCUUAUGGACAUUGCACCACUGGGCCACAACAAAAUGUAUUUAUGGGGAAAAGACCUGCUAGUAAUCUUAACGUCGGCUCAAUUCCAACAAAACGCAUGCGUACUGCUUCUAGGCAGAGGUUUAUAAGUCCUUUUACUGCUGGAACCACUGGGGUUCUACUCCCGGCUCCAGUGAAGACGGAUGCGUCAAGUGGAGACACUAGUUCUUUUCAGGAUGACCAGAGUACUUUGCAUGGUGGAUCACAAAUUCAGAAAAGUAUGGAGGUCGAGUCGGCUGCAGAUUUUGAAAGGCAGUUACCAUAUGACUAUGCCGAGACAUCAACAAAACCGAAGAAGAAGAAGAAGGCAAAACAUCUGGGUUCUGCUUAUGAGCAGGGCUGGCAGCUGGAUUCUACUGUUCAUAAUGAACAGAGGGAUAAUUUCAAAAGAGAUCAGAGAGUCAUCAUUUUGACUCUAAUGGAACUAGUGAAGCCGAAGAUAAUGAAGCAAAUGCUAGAUAAUACUUUUGACAGCAUGGUUCAAAUGGCCGGGUCCAUCCCUUCCCCAGCUGCUUCCCAGAUGAGUAAUAUGUCAAACACAAAUAGAUUCAUCAAAUUGAUUGGUGGCAGGGAACGAGGAAGAAAAAAUAAAUCAAUGAAGAUUUCUGCUGGGCAGCCAGGUUCUGGAAGUCCUUGGUCACUUUUUGAAGACCAGGUUGCUUUUCCUUCAGUUUCUUUCUUGAAUCUGUCGUUUCUUUGUGAUGCUAUCAACAGCACUGUUCAAUUCAAGUGCGUAUUUCGCAAGCCUAAAGAAUGCAAAGAACGUCACAAAAUCUUAAUGGAUAAGGGUGCUGGUGAUGGGGCUGAUAGUGCAGAGGAUUCAGGAUCUUCUCAAUCCUACCCGUCAACUUUGCCUGGCAUUCCAAAGCAGGGCAGUGCCAGACAAUUGUUUCAACAUUUGCAAGGGCCGAUGCAAGAGGAUACCCUGAAGUCUCAUUUUGAGAAAAUUAUCGUGAUUGGGAAGAAGUAUCAUUGCAAAAGGAGUCAGAACGAAAACCAGGAUCCUAAGCAAGCAGCAGCAAUGCACAAUUCUCAUCGUAGUGCUCUUUCCCAAGUUUGCCCAAACAACUUAAAUGGAGGUGUUCUAACUCCCCUUGAUCUCUGUGAUCCAAGUGCUUCAAGUCCAGAUGUUCUUCCCAUUGUGUAUCAAGGUUCACAUGCUAGCAAUUUGGCAAUCCCAAAUCAAGGUGCUGUAACAUCAAUGCUUCCUACUUCUGGUGCAAGCUCUUCCCUGCAAGGAUCUUCUGGUGUGGUUCUUGGGAAUAACUCGUCAUCACCAUCUGGACCCCUCAAUGCACCUCUCAGAGAUGGUAGAUACAAUGUUCCAAGGGCAUCUUUACCAGUUGACGAGCAGCAAAGAAUGCAACACUACAAUCAAAUUUUAUCUAGUAGAAACUUGCAGCAGUCUAACUUGUCUGUUUCUGGGAAUCUCUCUGGAGCUGAUCGUGUUGUUCGCAUGCUACCCGCUGGAAAUGGCAUGGGCAUGAUGCCAGGGAUGAACAGGAGCAUGCCACUGCCAAGGCCAGGAUUCCAAGGAAUUGCCUCACCAUCAAUGCUGAGUUCCGGCAAUAUGCUUUCUUCCAAUAUGGUUGGGAUGCCAAGCCCUGUAAAUAUGCACUCUGGAGCUGGUUCUGGUCAAGGGAACUCAAUGAGACCUCGCGAGGCUUUGCAUAUGAUGAGGCCUGGCCAUAAUCCUGAGCAUCAAAGACAAAUGAUGGUACCAGAGCUUCAGAUGCAGGCAACACAAGGGAACAGCCAAGGAAUUCCUGCUUUCAAUGGGUUGAGUUCUGCUUUUGCUAAUCAGACGACCACUCCGCCAGUGCAGACAUAUCCAGGCCAUCCCCAGCAGCAGCAUCAAAUGUCCGCUCAACAGUCCAAUUUGCUGAGCAAUCCUCAUCAUCCCAAUCUUCAUGGCUCCAAUCAUACUACAGGUUCACAGCAGCAAACAUAUGCAAUGCGCCUUGCUAAAGAAAGGCAAAUGCAGCAGCGGCUUCUCCAGCAGCAGCAGCAGCAGCAGCAGCAGCAGUUUGCUGCAUCUAGUGCUUUGAUGCCCCAUGUCCAACAUCAAUCCCAACUUCCCAUAUCAUCAUCUAUGCAAAAUAGUUCUCAGAUUCCACCACCAACUGUAUCACAGCCAGUGUCACUACCACCUAUAACUCCACCUUCUCCAAUGACUCCCAUUUCAAUACAGCAGCAACAACAGCAGAAACAAAAUCAUGCCGUCAACCGGAACCCCCAAAGUGGUUCCAGUUGUUUGACCAAUCAGAUGGGAAAGCAACGACAGCGGCAGCCACAGCAGUUUCAACAAUCUGGUCGACAUCACCCUCAACAACGACAGCACUCGCAGUCUCCACAGCAGGCUAAACUCUUGAAGGGAAUGGGAAGAGGGAACAUUGUGGUGCACCAGAAUCUCCCAAUAGAUCAUUCUCCUUUGAAUGGCCUUUCUGUGCCUCCAGGAAACCAAGGUGUAGAGAAAGGAGAGCAAAUCAUGCACUUGAUGCAGGGUCAAGGCUUGUAUUCUGGGACUGGGUUAAGUCCAAUUCAUUCGUCUAAACCAUUGGUUUCUUCACAAUCCCCGAACUAUUCUCAGCCGCAGCAAAAGUUAUAUUCUGGCCCAGCAAACUCUUCGUCAAGGCCACUCCAGCAAAUGCCUUCUCAUUUGGAUAAUAGUGCUCAAGGCCAGGUUCAACCAGUACCCUCUGGGAAAACACUAAAUUCUACUCACCAAAACACUCCAGUCAUGGUUCCCAAUCAUCAGCAUCUUCAACCACAUCCACAGCCACACCAGAAGCAGGUUAGUCAACCUCAAUCAACUGCUCAGAGAAUGCAUCAACAGAAUCGUCAGGUGAAUUCUGAUCUGCCAACCAAGCCUCAAACUGAUCAGGGUUAUACUGAUCGGCAAACUUCAAACGUCUCCCAGACAGGAACAAGUACAUCCACAGUGAUGCCCCAGGCCUGUAAUGAUACAGCUAAUGUGGCACCAGUUGUCUCUUCUGCCUUAGCGAUACAGUGGAAGUCUUCAGAACAACCCUUGCAUGAUUCUGGCAUGGCAAAUUCAGCCUUGCAGGUAGGUCCUAUUGGUAGCCCACCUCUUGCGAGUGCAACUGGGAGUGAGCCAGCUGUCAGCCAAGGUUCAGUCCACAGGCAGUUGUCAGGAGGCCUGCCCAUGCAUGGCCAUAAUGGUGGAGCACAGUGGCAGCACCAACAACCACAACAAUCGACAGCAUCACCACCCCCAUCACAAGAACAACUACGUCAAGAACCGCAGCAAUCACCUCAACAGCUGCCCCCACAGCAGCAGACACAGCAUCUUCAAUCAGCACAAGGCAGUUUAUAUAUCAGGCCAAGCAAUUCUAGCCUGGAAUGA